This is a messenger RNA of Nymphalis io (European peacock), 1527 nucleotides long. RefSeq lists its product as uncharacterized. The record is from RefSeq and is a predicted model, not a curated record. The transcript has a single exon. Lineage: Eukaryota; Metazoa; Arthropoda; Insecta; Lepidoptera; Nymphalidae. The coding region runs from base 79 to 1278 and encodes 399 amino acids.
CAGUUAAAACGCUGAGUGCGUAAGAGCUGUAGUGUUACUGUUUAUGACUUUUGUGAAAGUGAAACUAUUGUGAUAAUUAUGCGUCACUGUUCUUAUAUAUUGUUUUUUCUUCUUUUAUUAAUUUCUAAUUAUGAAUUUGUAACGUCGAAACGAUUUACUGGUGGGCAUUCAUAUCCAAAGUCCGGUGGCCUUUCUGGCGGUGGACGCCAUUCAUAUCCGUCAGGCGGAGGCCUUUCGGGAAGCGGAUCAAUACCACCACGAGGCAGCCAUGGGUAUCCGUCAUCUGGAGGUUUGUCAGGAGGAGGACACGGAUAUCCAUCACCAGGCGGAAGUCAUGCGUACCCUUCUAAUACUCAUACUGGUAGUCACGCCUAUCCUUCAUCUAAUACACAAACCGGUAGUCACGGAUAUCCAGGUAGUAAAGGAUUAUCAGGCAAUUCAAAUACAGGAGCUGGACAUACUACCAAUGUGCACCAUCAUUACAAUUACAACCCUCCACAACAAAUUCGUUACACACCAACGCACGGUGGGCCGCCUAUGAAUUACCCAGUCUACCACUCACCACCUCCAACUUAUGUAUAUAAAUAUAAGGAUUCAGGAAGUAAAUAUGGUACACUAUUGGCUGGUUUAGCACUUCUUAACCUUGGAACGCUCGGCGUGAGUGCUUAUGCCCUUAGUAAGAGUCAUUCCAACUACACACCGAAGCCGGGCGAAAUUUGCAAAUUUGCUAUUAAAAAAGAUAAUGGAGAUUAUGAAGAAACUAAAAUAGACUGCAAUUUGAUAUCAAGUUUUAUAUACCAGGAGGAAGCUAAAACUCAAAGUGGAGGUACAAACACAACAGUCGUAACGACAGUGACAAAUAUUACUACAAUAAAUGCACCAAAUAAUAGUGACCCAGGUCCAUUAUCAGUAAGUGCGAAUCCUUUGUAUGAAAUGUUACCUAAUGGCACACUGGUUCCUAUAAAUGCCACAGCUGUGAAUACAUCGGCUAGUUCAAACAAUACCACCGAUAGCAAAAUGGCCUCAUCGGUAACAAUCACAACAACCAAUACAACAGUGAUUAAUGCAUUGGACGUGAAAGGUAAACCAAUUGAUGUUACACCAGGAAUGCAGUGCUUUGUGAUAAGCCAUUCACCAGUCAGGAAUAUGAAGAAGUCUGUUCCUUGUGGCCUAUUACAAACAUACGCUGAACAAUCUUUGAAAAGAAGUUCAGCAUCAAGAAAUGUGCCCAUAAUGUCAAUAUUUAGUGUGGUUUUAGCAAUAAUUGUUGCUUAUUGAAGAAGAAAUUGAAUAUGUGAUAAUCUUAAUUUAUCUUUAUUUAUGUGUUAUGAUAUUUUUUUGUUGUUUCCGAAGUGUCUUACGGCUUUACACUGGCUGAUAAUAUUUGUAUUGUACUUAGUUAAGUGUUAAAAAUAGAAAUAAUUAUCAAAACUUAAAUAGCUUACUUGGUCAAUAUUUACUGUAACUAGAAUUGUGACUGAUCUAUUAUCUUGUUAUUCAGAAUUUACAUUUUAGAAAUUUUGUAUU